This is a messenger RNA of Malaya genurostris, 2961 nucleotides long. Its product is annotated as DNA ligase 1. Gene Ontology annotation, cellular component: nucleus. NCBI's taxonomy places the organism in Eukaryota, Metazoa, Arthropoda, Insecta, Diptera, Culicidae. Gene Ontology annotation, molecular function: zinc ion binding. The record is from RefSeq and is a predicted model, not a curated record. Bases 505 to 2163 code for a protein of 552 amino acids. The transcript has 3 exons.
AGCACAUGUGUAAGGUUCUUCGUUGUGGCUUAGCGCUGCGAUAUUAAUUUGCUUGUGUUCCGGAGAGCUGGAAAGUUAUAUUAUCCCUUUGGUGAUAAGUAUCAUAUAAAUAUACUGCUGGCAACUCUGUUUUUUUUCUUUUAUGUCGUUCGCUUCGCUUCCCGAUUCCAACAUGGCGGUCGAAAAUUUCCGAUAGUCUUGUGUUUUGUUUCCACGCCGUGCUAAAUGAAAGUGGAUUUGGGUGGGUAAUUCAAUGCUAAUGGUAAAGAAUUUUACGCAAGAAGCAAGAUAAAGCUGAGUGCUACAAAUUGUGACAGUUAUUUGGUGCCGAGAUAUUGAUUUUGAUAGUAAAUCGAGCCUGUACCGCAAACGCGUCUGUUUUCCCUCUUAGUGAUUGGAAAAAGAAGAAGUCACGCGUAACUUUUUCAGGCAAAAUUUGUUUGGUUUGGAAGAAUAAUCAUUGAAAGAACUGGCGGCAGACGCGUUUAGUUACAGUUUUGAGGAAUGGACAGUUACAAUAUGAUGAAUAACUCGUAUGGGAAUAUUGUGUAUAGCGGUCAAACAGGUGAAAUUACGGAACUGCAAGUUGAACCACAGCCAGAACAGCAAGCCGAGUACAUUGAAGAGGAGAGUAUUUACCAGGAGUCUACAGAAGAGACCCAUACUUCAAUUGAAGUACUGAAAGAAAAUCAUUUCCAGGAGCGGGAUAGCAUAAUAGCGAACAACGUUCAGGAGGAAAGUGUCAUCGAGUCAGUGACAUAUCAAGCAAAUUCACCUACGAUGGAGCAAUCUGAUGAAAAUAAGAAUCACGAUGGUGAUGAAGAGAUGCUUGAAACUCUUGACGACAAGCAACCCGAUGAGCUAACUGAAACAGUAGAAGAUCCGGAAAAGGAAGAGCCCAACGUUGACGAAAAAACGGAUGAAGUAGAAGAGGAAAACCCGGACAACAGUAUCAACGGAGGCGAAACAGAAAAGGACCAUCCGGACGGAGAGUCAUCAAAGGAUCCAAAAGAAAACAAACUGUCUGGAGACGGAGCUAACCGAGUAAAAGUAUUUCGCAAGGAUGGUGAACCAGCUGAUUUGGACGUCUGUCGCGUGUGUACAUCGAAAGACGAUCUGUCUGACAUUUUUGAAUUUGAAUCUUCGGUGAGAAUUUGCGAUCUGAUAAUGAAAAUCUGCACAGCAGUUCGUAUAACGCAAAGAGAUCACUUGCCGCAUAAAAUUUGCAAAGGCUGUGUUGAGAAAGUACGAAUCGCGUACGAUUUUAAAACAACAUGCGAGAACACUGAUAAGGAACUACGAAAAACGUUGAAACGAGCUUACAAUAAGAGUCGAAGAACAACUGAUUUCGUUAUUGUCAACUGCCCAAUGUCGGAUGAGGAAGAAAACGAAGAGGAACCACAGGAUGAUGACGAAUACAAAGUUUCCCAGUCGGAAGUAGAAUCGGAACCGGUGACAUCCGAUGAUAGUUUUGCCCCAGUAAGUAAAAAGAAGAAAACUCCUAGACGACGAGGUCGCAGGCCGAAGAUAGAAAUUAGUCCGCCAUCUGCAACCGGUGUGAAGCGUCGACGAGGUAGGCAACCAGGCUUCAAGCUAUCACCGGCUACCCCUGCGGCAGGAACUCCACGCCGAGGGCCUGGUCGUCCUCCUAAGGCUUCUAAAUCUCCGGGAUUAGCUAAUGUUGUGUAUAUCGAGGCACCAGAAGCUAGCUCAUCAGACAGUGAUGAUGACAAACCGAUCAAACAACGCAAGACACACGAUUGCACCAAGUGCGAUGAAACUUUCAAGACCGGCGUCGAACUGAAGGAACAUCUCCAGACUCACAAGGGUGAUCUAUUUCCGUGUACGAAGUGUGAAAAAUCUUUCAAAUCGAAAGUCUACCUAUCGAAUCACCUCGAGCGGCAUGAUCAGGAUGAGAGAAAACGCGAGGAAAAAAUCAAGGCAAAGGAACUCAAAAAACAACAACAACGGCAAAAGGAGCUACAGAAGCGCCAGAAGGAAAUGGAUGAUCGCACCAAAAGACCGAAAUUGUCAGUUUCAUCCGGCGGAAGUGCGGAGAAAAAGAAAAAAGUGGAACCCGUCCCGGCCAACAGCGGGAGAGACCUUUUCAAAUGUGUUGCCCCGGUCACUUCUACAUACUGGAGCGACAGUUUUUCGGAUUAGGCAGGAAACAGACGACCGAAAGUUUCCUCUUGUCAGUAGGUGUGGAGAUGGUUGCGAGCGUGAGGACGACUGCGAAUGGAACAACUAUGUAUGCAGAGUGCCAUUUAGAUCGUCUGCGAGUCAAGGGUUGCACUUUAAUUAUUGUCUGUAUUUUUAUAUGAGAACAGUGAUAUUCACGAGACAGAUAUGAAACAGAAAAACGGCUUGGACAUUAGAAAUCCGUAUAUUUGUGUGAACAUAGCACUGCAGUAGCUUGUAAAUAAUGCUGAUUUUUUAAACAGAAUAAAAAAAAUCAAUGUUGGAAAAAAUAUUUUCAAAAUCCUAGCAUAUAAGUGAUAUUAUCAACAACAAAAAAUUGUUCAUUCAUGAGGGCAUUAAUCGCAGUUACUUUAGAGCAAAAGAAAACAAUCACUUCUUAGUUUUUGAGGCGCACAGCACAUUCAAUCUAUGAAUAUGAUUUCAAUUGCAGAUAGCUCGUAUUAUGCUUUUCACCGAGACCGACUACGAAAGCUUCACUAAACUAUCAAAAGGGGUUUUUGACGUGCGAAACACGAGCCAGAACAUUAUGAUAAAAGACUUUUUUCACUAAUUUCCAAGUACUAUCUCGAUAUCCACGAUUAAGCAUAGGUCUGUGCAAUGUCCAGCUGAAAAGUUAAACGCGUUCACAGAUAAACAAACAAGCAGAAGAUCCAUAGAAUAAAUCUUGUUUUAUAAUAGGAUUAAAGGCCUCCAAUUUGUGAUUGUCAGCAGUUGGACUAAUCAUUGACAACCAUAUUCAAUAAACGGAAAUAUAGUAAA